AGGUCAUUCAUGAGGAACAUCAGAUAUACAACCCGCAGACGUUCCAGCGCGGGGGGAGUAUGUUCGCUGUGACACAAUCAAAACCAGUCACCAGAGCCAAUCAGAUUCCUUCAACGACAAUUGAAACUGGUGAAGAAUCUCCACCAGGUGACUUUGAUGAUGAACAAGACUAUGUAAACAUCCCAGAAGUUCCAACAGCAAGUGCAGAACAUACAUAUGUAGCUCCAAUCGCAAUCUCAGUGUAUGAAAAUGAACAGACAGAAAAAAAACCUGAUGUUCCUCCGGCUCUGGAUGUCUAUGCAAACGUCACACUGCUGCCAGUAAAAGAAGACGAGGACGACUACGAGAACGCUGACUAUCUGGAGCAAGUUGUGCACGAGGAAGACAAACGUUGGAGUUUAGAGGAACCGGAUUAUGUGAAUGAAAACGGGGACUGAAACCUGACGAAGACUCCAGGAAACAGCAGUCACAACUGUUUGAUGUACAACAGUUUUUAUUCCUCAUACAUGUUUGUGUGAUGUUCAGCUGUGUGAAUAAAAUAACUGAAGCUGUAAAAACUCCAUUAAACUCCAAGAGAUCAAAUGGAAAAUAUUAAGAACUUUGUGUGAGCUUUAAAGAUCCCAAUCAGUCUGUUUGGAACAAUAACGUGUGUCUGUUUUAUUUCCACAUUAAAAUCCAUAAAAAGUCAUCUACUCUCUUCUACCUCAUUAAAAACUCCAUCAUCUGUGAAAUAUGCAAAUUGUG
Morone saxatilis (striped sea-bass) is the source of this 744-nucleotide messenger RNA. RefSeq lists its product as uncharacterized. The record is from RefSeq and is a predicted model, not a curated record. Lineage: Eukaryota; Metazoa; Chordata; Actinopteri; Moronidae.